Molecule: messenger RNA, 802 nt
Organism: Linderina pennispora
Lineage: Eukaryota; Fungi; Kickxellomycota; Kickxellomycetes; Kickxellales; Kickxellaceae
Product: SCP-domain-containing protein
Exons: 1
Coding region: 85-759 (224 amino acids)
Source: RefSeq, a predicted model, not a curated record
CUUCGUUCUGGUAACAUUUUGCACACUCUUGCUUUUCCUAUUCUCAUUUUCUCGUUACGACUCCUCUCUCCGCUUCUAACGAUCAUGAAAAAGCUGUCCUCCUUUCUCGUUCCUUUUCUUGUUCUCUUGGGCGUAGUACUUGCUAUGCCCAUCGCGCAACCUGACACCGACUCACCACCCCCUGACACUAUCCAUGGUUUGUCAGAAGGCAGUCUGAGCCAGAAAUCGACGUGGAGCUUCAUUCCAUUCCUUGGGCGCCGGUCGCCCGCAAAUAGCAAUCAGAAAACUGUAGUCGUGCACAAAGUAGUAUACGUGCGCCCCGCCAACUCCAGCCAGAAGCCUGCCCCGGCACCGCAAAAGACAACCGCGCAAUCUGCGAAAAGCCCAGCUUCGAAUGGCGGCUGGCAAGAGCAGAUGCUGAAGCUGGUAAAUGACGAGCGCAAAAAAUUUGGCAAGAAAGCGCUCACCCUCAACCCCGGUCUCAACAGCGCAGCUCAGAAGCACUCUGAGUAUCAGAACAGCAUUAAGCAAAUGACACACAACAACCCAAAGGGCGGGCUAUUUGAGCGCAUCAAGCCAUUUGUGUCGGGUGCCCGUGGUGCUGCUGAGAACGUCGCAUUCAACCAGCGCAGCGUGGACGACGUGAUGAAGGCGUGGAUCAAUAGCCCUGGUCACCACGAUAACAUCGUCGGGCCCUAUGAUAGCGUGGGCUUCGGUCAGUCAAACUGGUACUGGACCCAGGAGUAUAUCGCAAAUUAGGACUUCCAUAGGAUCUUAGUGGAAUCAAAUGUAUUAGGACCAC